Molecule: messenger RNA, 5610 nt
Organism: Carassius gibelio (silver crucian carp)
Lineage: Eukaryota; Metazoa; Chordata; Actinopteri; Cypriniformes; Cyprinidae
Exons: 7
Coding region: 818-2074 (418 amino acids)
Molecular function (GO): protein binding
Source: RefSeq, a predicted model, not a curated record
UGAACGAAGGUUUUACGGGUUUGGAACAACAUGAGGGUGAGUAAUUACUGAAAGAAAUUUCAUUUUUGGGUAAACUAUCCCUUUAACCUGUGUUCUGUGGCUUAUUGAAGUGAGCAUGUGUGAUGUGUGACAGGAAAGUGUCCUUAUUGUGGAUUUAAGCACAUCCAGAGAGAGCAAGCGUUUUCUCUACCCAAGAAACUCUUAAAAUGUGUUCUCAUCUCAUGCAGAGGUGGUACAGUCAAAAUCCUGCAUCCGAUACUGGAUGAGAGGAGAAUAUGAGUCUGUAAGAUUCCCACUGGUAUUCUGGAAUACUCUUGGGCUUUAUUUAACAUCACAAGUGACAUGACAUAUGAAAUACACAAAGUCAGAUACACAUAUGGUUUGCUUUUGACGUCAUUAACCUGAUUUACUUAUAAAGGCACACAAUCAGUCAAACAUACAUUACAAGAAUGUAGAAACAUUAUAUAUAUUACACAAGGAUAUGGAUUUUCUAUAGGGUUCUAAAAUCCUAUAAGGUUUUUGUGGAGGGAACUAGGUGAGGUGAACUACCGGGUUGCCCUUCAAAAAUACAUCAUCACUGCGGCACUCUGUUCUAAACAAUAUAUAGCCAUGAUCAUAUUGUUUGUGUAAGAAAAUGUAAUUUUAACUGUAUAAUUUUAAGACUUAAAAGUAUGAAAAGCAAAGCAUGCUUUGAGAUUAGCCUGGCUGACUAUUUUCCUUCAGUAAUUUCCCUUCUACAUCAUAUAAUGUACAUCAUAUGGUAGAGAACUUUUAGUAAGAAUCAAAAUAAUAUUUGACAUUAAAGAAACUGAAGCUAAUGUAUUUCUCCUCUUCAGGGCGUGGAGUUUUCACCACUGGAGCUUUUUUCAGAGGUGAUUUUGUUCUUGAAUACAGAGGUGAACUUCUGAGUUCACAGGAGAGUCUGGACCGAACUGAACACUACACUGAAGCUGAGAACACGUUCCUGUUUGAUUUUCAGUGGCAUGGCAAAAAUUGGUGCAUGGAUGCAUCUAAAGAAGACUCGUCUUUGGGAAGACUUGCAAACGAUGAGACCAGAAAUCCUACUUGCAAAAUGAGAACUGUUGAAGUGAGCAGAAAACCUCACCUGUGUCUGUUUGCUGUACGAGACAUUCUACCAGGAGAGGAAAUCACUUACAAUUAUGGAGACUCAGAUUGGCCAUGGCGAGUCAAGCCUUUGAAUAAAGCAUCAGCAGAAUCCACUGAUAAAACGAGAGCCAGCAGUUUGCGCCUGCAUAAAUCUCCCCAUUGUGUAGCUUCUGUUUCCUCUCCUGAACUGGACAAGGUAAACAGCAAUGGUCCUCAUAAGCAGUCAGGCAAAUCAAGAACAUCAAGGAAUAAAACGGCGGCCAGUCUCUUUUUUUCUGUAGCCACUCCAAAGUCCAAGUCACCCACGUCACCUUCAACCUCGCCUGUGCAGCCCUCAUCAUCCUCGCCUGCCUACAGAGGAGGAGAGUGCAUCAACAAAGCUGCUUGCGAAUGUGGCAUAAAGAACCCUAAAGCACUGUCAUCAACUAGGCUCAGGAAACACAUAGCAACCAUGUCUAAAAUUCUUAACCUUAAUGAGAAUGAAGCAGACCAACUGGCUGAUUUCCUUGGUCACGAUAUCCGAAUCCACAGACAGUAUUAUCGGUUACCAGAGGGAACACUGCAGCUGGCAAAAAUGAGUAAAGUCCUAAUGGCCAUGGAGAAAGGAACACUGUCUGACUACAAAGGAAAGAAACUUGAUGACAUUGAAAUCGACCCAAAUGAGCAACUUGAGGCCCAAGGUGAUUCCAUGUCAAGUGAUGAGGAGGAUUCCAGUGACCUAUCUCAGACACCAGCACCAGCACCAAUACAGACUGAUCAACCUGUUCAAUCUGAACAAGCUGUUUCACAGGAGGAUCAAGGUUCUUCAAAUGCUCCAAAAAAGAAAUGGGAGGACAGUGAGGUAAAAGCAGUAGAGAGACACAUGAUGAGUUUCAUCAAGACAUGCAAAGUUCCUGGUAAGCAAGACUGUGAAAGAUGCAUUCACGCAGAGCCAGAAGCUUUACGCAGCGAACAUGGACUGGUGUGAAAAAUUAUGUGCGGAACAGGAUCACGACUCUUAAAAGAAAGGGUGGUUUGUAGGGAGGGACAAACACUUCAACACUUUGCACAUUAUGCUCUUUUUGUAGGAAAUGGAGCUAAAUUAAAAGAAAUGAGGAUAAAGGUGUAGAAAUAUUUUGUGGAUGGAAUGAAACAGAAUAUAAAGUGAAACGUUAGAGUAUAAGAAGGCUAAUGAAGAAGUAGAGGAUAGUAAGAGUCAAUUUUCUUUGUUCAGUUACAAUAUAGUUGGAUGAAAUGUCAUGUUAAACUUUUUGAUAUUUCUGUCAUAGAGGGAGGGGAGAAUGUAAAGAUGAUAAAAAAGGGAAGAGUGAAUAGCUGUGCUGGACAUGGGCUGUGGCUGGAUCUAACCGAUUGGUGAGAGUUGCUGUGUGCAGACUAGAGAAGCUGAAAACUGAGAUGUGAUGUCAGACACUUUCUGCUUCCCGUAGUGAUGCAGAGCCAGAAGCUUUGAAGCAGGGAACAUGGACUGGUGUGAAAAAUUAUGUGCGGAACAGGAUCACGACUUCUAAAAGAAAGGGUGGUUUGUAGGGAGGCACAAACACUUCAACACUUUGCACAUUAUGCUCUUUUCGUAAGAAAUGGAGCUAAAUUAAAAGAAAUUAAGAUAAAGGUGUAGACAUUAAAAUUAAGAGACGCUCGCGCUGUUUGCAUACUUUACCACAGCUGAAGUAGAAAAAAUGCAUUAUUUUCCAAAUACACAGAUAUUUCGGAGACAUUUUCAUUCAAUACAUGCACUGCUUGAUACAGUGUCUGUUUGUACAAGAAUAAAGUUCAACAUAAGCCUAAAUACAAACGUAAAGCGGGAAGAGAGAAUGUAAAGGGGGACGUUAAAGGACGUAAAGUAGAAGAGCAUGUAAAGGGGACGUAAAGAGGGAGGAGAGAAUGUAAAGGGGACGUAAAGAGGGAGGAGAGAAUGUAACUGGGACGUAAAGAGGGAGGAGAGAAUGUAAAGGGGACGUAAAGAGGGAGGAGAGAAUGUAAAGAGGGAGGAGAGAUUGUAACGGGGACGUAAAGAGGGAGGAGAGAAUGUAAAGAGGGAGGAGAGAUUGUAACGGGGACGUAAAGAGGGAGGAGAGAAUGUAACGGGGACGUAAAGAGGGAGGAGAGAAUGUAACGGGACGUAAAGAGGGAGGAGAGAAUGUAAAGGGGACGUAAAGAGGGAGGAGAGAAUGUAAAGGGGACGUAAAGAGGGAGGAGAGAAUGUAAAGGGGACGUAAAGAGGGAGGAGAGAAUGUAACUGGGACGUAAAGAGGGAGGAGAGAAUGUAAAGGGGACGUAAAGAGGGAGGAGAGAAUGUAAAGAGGGAGGAGAGAAUGUAAAGGGGACGUAAAGAGGGAGGAGAGAAUGUAAAGAGGGAGGAGAGAUUGUAACGGGGACGUAAAGAGGGAGGAGAGAAUGUAAAGAGGGAGGAGAGAAUGUAACUGGGACGUAAAGAGGGAGGAGAGAAUGUAACGGGGACGUAAAGAGGGAGGAGAGAAUGUAAAGGGGACGUAAAGAGGGAGGAGAGAAUGUAAAGGGGACGUAAAGAGGGAGGAGAGAAUGUAACUGGGACGUAAAGAGGGAGGAGAGAAUGUAACUGGGACGUAAAGAGGGAGGAGAGAAUGUAACUGGGACGUAAAGAGGGAGGAGAGAAUGUAAAGGGGACGUAAAGAGGGAGGAGAGUAUGUAAAGAGGGAGGAGAGAAUGUAACUGGGACGUAAAGAGGGAGGAGAGAAUGUAACUGGGACGUAAAGAGGGAGGAGAGAAUGUAAAGGGGACGUAAAGAGGGAGGAGAGAAUGUAAAGAGGGAGGAGAGAAUGUAAAGGGGACGUAAAGAGGGAGGAGAGAAUGUAAAGGGGACGUAAAGAGGGAGGAGAGAAUGUAAAGGGGACGUAAAGAGGGAGGAGAGAAUGUAACUGGGACGUAAAGAGGGAGGAGAGAAUGUAAAGAGGGAGGAGAGAAUGUAAAGGGGACGUAAAGAGGGAGGAGAGAAUGUAAAGAGGGAGGAGAGAAUGUAACGGGGACGUAAAGAGGGAGGAGAGAAUGUAAAGAGGGAGGAGAGAAUGUAACGGGGACGUAAAGAGGGAGGAGAGAAUGUAAAGAGGGAGGAGAGAAUGUAACUGGGACGUAAAGAGGGAGGAGAGAAUGUAAAGAGGGAGGAGAGAAUGUAAAGGGGACGUAAAGAGGGAGGAGAGAAUGUAAAGAGGGAGGAGAGAUUGUAACGGGACAUAAAGAGGGAGGAGAGAAUGUAAAGGAGACGUAAAGAGGGAGGAGAGAAUGUAACGGGGACGUAAAGAGGGAGGAGAGAAUGUAACGGGGACGUAAAGAGGGAGGAGAGAAUGUAACGGGGAUGUAAAGAGGGAGGAGAGAAUGUAAAGGGGAUGUAAAGAGGGAGGAGAUAAUGUAAAGAGGGAGGAGAGAAUGUAAGAGGGACGUAAAGAGGGAGGAGAGAAUGUAAAGGGGACGUAAAGAGGGAGGAGUGAAUGUAAGAGGGAGGAGAGAAUGUAAGAGGGACGUAAAGAGGGAGGAGAGAAUGUAAAGGGGACGUAAAGAGGGAGGAGAGAAUGUAAAGGGGACGUAAAGAGGGAGGAGAGAAUGUAAAGGGGACGCAAAGAGGGAGGAGAGAAUGUAAAGAGGGAGGAGAGAAUGUAAGGGGGACGUAAAGAGGGAGGAGAGAAUGUAAAGAGGGAGGAGAGAAUGUAAAGGGGACGUAAAGAGGGAGGAGAGAAUGUAAAGAGGGAGGAGAGAAUGUAAGGGGGACGUAAAGAGGGAGGAGAGAAUGUAAAGAGGGAGGAGAGAAUGUAAAGGGGACGUAAAGAGGGAGGAGAGAAUGUAAAGAGGGAGGAGAGAAUGUAAGGGGGACGUAAAGAGGGAGGAGAGAAUGUAAAGAGGGAGGAGAGAAUGUAAAGGGGACGUAAAGAGGGAGGAGAGAAUGUAAAGAGGGAGGAGAGAAUGUAAGGGGGACGUAAAGAGGGAGGAGAGAAUGUAAAGGGGACGUAAAGAGGGAGGAGAGAAUGUAAAGAGGGAGGAGAGAAUGUAAAGGGGACGUAAAGAGGGAGGAGAGAAUGUAAAGAGGGAGGGGAGGAGAGCAUUAGGCUUGUUGGACUUCAUGCAGCGCUGCACAGAACGAUCAGAACGAACUUGAGCAGUUCUUGACGGUUAGAACUUGUGUCUGACUUCAGACAGCGACGCCCAUGCUGUGCCAUAAGGCAACAGAGUACAACUAGAGUGAUUGGAGAGCAGGAGGACUCAGAUAGAGCAGAUUCUCUAGAGCGACUCACGAGCUCUGAUGAUGACACAGCUAAUCCACGAUUGGCAGAGUACACUGCUUGACAACGAUCACGUGUGUUUCAUUUUUCUUCUCACACCUUCAGUUCCACUAAGGAUCACAUCUGUUCUUUAUAACAGUAAAAGCUCUUUUCAUGUAGUUGCGAUAGACCCCACUUCACUGGUAUUUUGGCUUAUUUUGAACUUUAUUCUUGUACAAACAUUAGUGCAUGUAUUGAAUGAAAAUGUCUCUGAAUU